UUAGGGUUUUUGGUAACUUAAAAACGUAAGCUACUUUGUAAAAAUCCGUCGCUUACUGGUCGGUCUUCUUUCACAUUUUCAUGCGCUUUGAGUAGCAUUUGUGGUUUCAGUUUCAUUUAAACUUUUUGUCUCAUCAUCUCUACUUUUUCGUAAGCGACAUCUUCGACUCAGCGGCAUAUAAGUCUGAGCGUCCAUUGAUUAGCAUUUAGUUGAAUUUUGAUUGCCAAGGGAAAUGCAUUUCUUCAUUGUGUCGUGUCUCCUAUGCCUUGCUACGGCGGUUCCCCAAGGAUACAACUACCAGGCCCAGCAAAAGGUGCAGUCGCAGGGGCAAGUAGGUCAACCACAUCCACUGUCCAUUCCACAGUUUGCUAACCUUGCGGAGCAUUCGCUUCUGCAGCAGGCGCUGCAGGCUCCAAAGGUGCAGCACGUCUUAUCCGGAGGAGAGGUCACCACACCUUACUCCACACUCCAUCAAAACCAGGAUUCUGCUUACCAACAGCAGCCUACGCAGCUUGUCGGAAAUUUAGCAUACAAUGCGUUGCCCCAGUCAUAUCAGCCGCAGCAGCAGCAGCAUCUCGUCUCCAAGGACAUCUAUGUACAUGUGCCACCCGCAGAAGAGCCGGAGGACCGCUAUCCUCAGCCCAACCUUCCGCCGGCACCGGCGCGCAAACACUACCGCAUCGUGUUCAUCAAGGCACCGACGCCAAGCGCCACCAAGACGGCACUGCGCAUCAAGCAAGCUCCUGUGGAGGAGAAGACCAUUAUCUACGUGCUGACCAAGAAGCCCGACCCGCUUGACCUGCAGGCGGCCAUCGAGGAAAUCGCACCCAAGCAACCUAGCAAGCCAGAGGUGUUCUUCAUAAAGUACAAGACCCAGGAGGAAGCUGCGCAUGCGCAACGCACAAUUCAAGCUCAAUAUGACCAGCUUGGAGGCACCUCUCAGGUAUCCGACGAGGGUGUCGCACCUGUUACGUCAGUAAUUGGCGUUCUGGACCACCAGGGCACCAGUGGAGUUUCUACCGGAAAGUUUUCAGGGGCCUUGGUGAACAACUACUUGCCCGUCAAUCUGCGUACUUAAGCAGAUAAACUGUCGUACUUUUAAGUAGUCAACUUUUGUAUAUACUUGUGUUUUGUUAAGUAAAGUGAAUAAUUGGCACACUCCGAUGAAAAUAAUAUAAAACGUUAGCCAUUUUCAAAUAAAUGAGAUUGGAGCAAGA
Molecule: messenger RNA, 1217 nt
Organism: Drosophila suzukii
Lineage: Eukaryota; Metazoa; Arthropoda; Insecta; Diptera; Drosophilidae
Gene: TwdlG
Product: TweedleG
Source: RefSeq, a predicted model, not a curated record